Molecule: messenger RNA, 1497 nt
Organism: Durio zibethinus
Lineage: Eukaryota; Viridiplantae; Streptophyta; Magnoliopsida; Malvales; Malvaceae
Source: RefSeq, a predicted model, not a curated record
UUCUAUCUCUUUCUUUCUCCAAUAUUCCUCCCAUUUAUAAAUGCGUUUGAGUGGGGAAUUUUGUGGAAGAGAAAACAAAAAGCAAUCUCUUGGUUUUUGUUCAUAUAAAGAUUUGGUCUUUGGGGCUCCUUCAUAGUAAUCAAGAAAAGCGUCUUUGAGGUUUUUGUACGGUUCUUUAAAGAAAAAAAAAAGAAAAGUAAGAAACAAAGGAAAGGAAUUGAAGGUUUCAAGGAAAUGGUUUUCAUGUGUGAGAUUUUCUUCACAGGAGGAAAGUUGGAAGAAAGAGAGUGGGAGAAGGAGAGAUAAUAGAAAAAAAAUAAAGAAGAAAAACACUUAAUUUGCUUAAAAAGCCAUAGUAGCAGAAGUAGAAAAGAGAGAUUUUUAAGCAAGAACAAGAUCCCAAAGUUUUAUUUCAUCUGCUUCUCUGCUGGGCUAUUGGCAAUGUCUGCUACAAUAAUCAGUGAUCCAAUGGUGGCAUCAGCACCAGCACCAGAAACUCAAACAACAUCAGCAAAACUUGUUGCACAAAGUGAAGUUGAGUUUGCCAAAUGCGAUUGCUGUGGGCUAACCGAGGAGUGUACCCCAGCAUACAUCGAAAGGGUACGCGAUCGAUACCAAGGCAAAUGGAUAUGUGGCCUCUGUGCUGAAGCUGUCAAAGAUGAGAUUCUAAGGACAGAAAGGCUUAUUAGUACUGAGGAAGCAAUGGCAAGGCACAUGAAUUUUUGCCAAAAAUUUGUCUCCUCCGGACCGCCUCCUGAUCCUACAGUUCAUUUAAUAUCUGCUAUGAGAAAUAUUCUUAGAAGAAGCCUGGAUUCUCCAAGAGGUUUAAGAUCAACCCCAACUAGUCCUACAAGAAAGGUUGGUGAAAUACGGGGUUCAGGGCUUACUCGGUCCGAAAGUUGUUUCCCUACCCUGUCUGGUUGAUAGAGACAAAUGGAAAGGAAAUUAAUAGAAUGGAAGUGAAUAUUGUUGGGAAUUCGAUUUGAUAUGCUGCAAAUGAAAAGAAUAGAGCUUAUGGGUGUUUGGUCAUAAAAGACUUGGGCUCGAAUUCUUCCUUCUUCAUGAUUGUAUCAUUGAUUAAAAGGAAAGAACUAAAAAUGAAGUAAAAAAUGAAAAAAGAAAAAGAAAUUGAUGUUUAAGUUUAGACAUAGAAGCUUAUGUAGAUUUUAAUGUCAAAUAUAGAACUCCUUUGUUGUUAGAAAUCUAAUUCUUCUUGCAGAAAAAUUACAGUUCUUUACCACUCCUUGAAUCUGCUUUCUUAUACCAAGGCAACAAACUUUACAUUAUGUUUGGACAAGUUUUUUACCAAAUAGUUUGCAUUUGAACUUGAAGAAGCAUUCUACAAUUGAAUUUGAACUUUUUUCAACCAAAUCGAAACAUAUUUUAAAUGGAAAACUUGUUACCAGUUGUGAGAUUUUGCAAACGUGGGUUAUGAACUUGGUCCUUUUUUUUCUUUUUCUGGUGAUCCUGGUUUUUGGAAAUUGAACACAAAGUUAU